UGACAUGCCCUUUUGCAAUUACAUUAAAAGUGAACUCAAGAGUCUUCGUCCACAGAGUACAGUCAGUAGCUGUUGUUGCGCAGCCCAUACCCUCUGCUGUCCACACGAAUCGAACAGACUGAAGGGUACAAGGAGGGUGCUGACGGGGAUCUUUCCAAUACAAACAAAGCGGAGAGAUCAGGUGCACUGUCCACAGUGAAAGUCAUUAGAUCAUUUAAUCGUUGGCAAGCUGUUGUGUCCUGGAACGCAACAUUAUCCGGCCUUCCAGAAGUUCCACAUGGUUCUGCUUCGGCACAUAUCCAUCGCCCUAACUGCAGCGGUGGCUGCAUUUGGGUCCGCGAUGUUUAUCGCGUUAAAUUAUUUAUACAGAAGGCGAAUAUGGUCUCCCCAAGCGGAAUAUUAUAUGAUCAAAGAGGAGGAGGAUGGACAGCGCCAGGUGCUAGUCCUUGGCCUUGACGGAGCUGGGAAGAGCAGUAUGCUUCAGGGGUUGACAGCCACAGACGGAGACAAGAGAGGGCACUGCCGUCCCACCAGGGGUUUCAACUUUAUGAGCCUCAGUACCCCUGCCCGUCAGCUGCAUUUCCUAGAAAUUGGAGGGGCUGAGGAUUUGCGUAUGUACUGGGCAGAGUACCUGGGGAAGACGCAUGCCCUGGUGUACGUGAUUGACUCCUCUGAUAGACGACGUCUCCCACAGGCCAAGGCUGAGCUGCAUCGCCUCCUCAGACUGCACUCACAACUUCCUGUGGUGGUCCUGGGGAACAAACAGGACAAGCCAGACGCAUUGAGUGUGUCAGAGCUCCAUGAGGCCCUGUCUCUGGGGGCGGUGGCUGACAAGAGGAGGCUGUUCCUACUGGCUGCUCAGCUAGGCUCAGAUGGCCUGAUUGUCUCCAGUAAUCUGCAGGCCUUCCAGGACUUGCUCCUACAGCUCGUCUGA
This is a messenger RNA of Oncorhynchus masou masou (cherry salmon), 934 nucleotides long. Its product is annotated as ADP-ribosylation factor-like protein 9. Lineage: Eukaryota; Metazoa; Chordata; Actinopteri; Salmoniformes; Salmonidae. The coding region runs from base 278 to 934 and encodes 218 amino acids. The transcript is spliced from 4 exons. The record is from RefSeq and is a predicted model, not a curated record. Gene Ontology annotation, molecular function: GTP binding; GTPase activity.